AUGGCGAUCGUCCUAGCAUUACUCUUCAUCAAAGCUUGCGCCUGCAUAACUGUGCCGGUUAUACUUAUAGACCCACAGAGCGUUUUGCAUCCAGACAUCUCUAAGAACCCCUUCAAGGAUAUGUCAUCCGAUCAUUUCGCUGCUAUCGCUCUUGACGCAAUUCACAAAGGCGACGGCGUGCUCAUUUUCGUUGAAGAAAAACUUAGCGUUGAAGACAUUUCUUCUAGAGAUAAGCUUGGAAGUCCGUACUGUAAUAUACAUAAGAAUUUUGUAGAAGAUAACGCGAAAUAUAUGCCAAGAGUUAUAGAGCCUUUUAGGACUUUAGAGAAGGUUUUACCUCCGAGAAAAGAUAAUGUUAUGGCUGCUGCUAAUUAUUUGAGAUUGAAUGAUAGAUUGAAUUAUCAGUACAUACAUUUUGAGGAGGGUAAAUUCGUUAAUGAAACUAGAAUACAAAUGCUGAGGCGCCAUGAUGAUUUUAUUAAGGAUGCUUACACGAAUUUUCGUUCGAAGCGUAAAGGGCCAAUAAUUGCCUUUUACACGGGCAAGUCCAACCCCAUGCUGGACCCGCACCGGAAAUACAAGCGUCCCAGCCCCAGCAAGCGGGAGUCGCCCUCCGACACGAUCAUGUUGGUGACCGACCAGGCCCUCAUCCGGCUCUCUGAAGUAGUACACCACGAAGGGCCGAAACGUACGCACCUGGUCGGGCCGCGCGCGUCCACGCGCCGGUUCGCGACCCGGCGCGCCUCGACGCGCGUGUUCUACGAUGGAGACUUCGAGCUGGACUUCAACUUCGAGUAUCUGCGGGACGGCUGGCUGCUUGACAGCGUUGUCCUAUUGGAGGACGGCGAGGAGGUCGGACGAACGCCCAUGGGCGUCGGCGCGCCGUACGACUGGUCCUACUUCUGUUCCGAGCCUCUCAUUAUAGGCAACUCGAGGGACAAGAGCUAUGUCACCAUAUCCAAGUAUCAGGUGGAGCCUCUGCAAAUCAACUCGAGUUACCUAAAGUUACAAGAGCCAGAAGAUGGUGGUGAACCACAACCACCACCACCACCACCACCUGCAGAUGGUGGAUCAGACAAGACGAGCUUCACCAACACUCAGAGCUGCGGUACCAAUUUCAACUGUCACAUUCUAGCUGGUCUGUUCGUGGCGUUCUUGGUUAUAAGCAUCACGUUCGUCGGCAUCACCGUACUGUACGACUGCAAGAGCAACGACCGCAUGGACGACCCUACCCAGAAGCCUCUCGUUAUAGUUGCUCAGUUUUAG
Molecule: messenger RNA, 1266 nt
Organism: Cydia fagiglandana
Lineage: Eukaryota; Metazoa; Arthropoda; Insecta; Lepidoptera; Tortricidae
Product: V-type proton ATPase subunit S1-like
Exons: 6
Coding region: 1-1266 (421 amino acids)
Source: RefSeq, a predicted model, not a curated record